CUCAAUAGUGUACCUACAUGAAAACAAUAGGCCUUCAUUAAAAUCUUAUUAAUUCCUCAUUUACCAAUCAGCUUGCUAAAGAACUUGUUAUAUUGCUUAUAAAACCCGCCAAUUUUGACUUACAAAAUGGCGGGAAAAAUAUUUUUCAUCUGUGCCCUUUUUCUUUUCUUUUGUUCUUUGACGGAUGCACGGUUCUUUAUAGUCCCGGAAGAUGUCGCUAUGCUGUUCACGACUAUCUAUGGAUUUGCUCCACCAAUUCGCAAAGGUAACGACCACCGAAUAGGCUUUGGCUACCGUUUCGGAAACCACGCUGAUGUUCAAGUUCUAUACGAGUUGGGACCUCAGCUUACUACUAAAAAAUUGUCGUCUGUUGGUGUACCUCCCUUACCGUCAUUAGAUCGCAGCAUUCGACGGCCACUAGUCGACUUGCUCGUACGGAGAGGAAUUUUAAAGGAAUCUAAUCAUAAUAAAGUACAUGAUAAACCAAAACCGAAAUAAAAAUAUUUUAUUUUAAAUCUAGGCUUUUACUGUGUAAAUCUUUAUAUUUUAAUAACUUUUUGUGAAAAAAACAAUGUUAUUUUGAUAAUUAAAUUCCGAAUUGCAUAAUAAUGUCCAGUUAACGGUGCAUUUACAUCAAACGAACAUAGAGCUAGAGCAAGAUAAUUAUUUCGUGAUCUUUUAGUUUAAACGAAAACUCGACUGUUGUUCAGUAUAAGAACAUUGCAGAGAAUCUUUUCGAACGCACUUAAAACAACGAAAGAAUGCUCUACGCCUGUUUACACUAAACGAAUUUUACAUAGUGUGGUUAGAAUGAGCAUGAGCUCGUUUGAUGUAAAUGUACCGUAAUAAAAAGACAGUAUUAUCUUCGUAGACUUAACUACUAAUUUAAACUUAUUAUUACAAAAAAAGAUAUGUAAAUUGCAUAAAAAAUUCUAGUAAUGUUGAUUGUUGAAAAUUCUAGUAAUGGCGAUUGACUUGUAAAAGCAUAGUUUUGUCAAAAAAAAACUUCUUCAAGGUAUUGAAUUUUAAUAAAUCCGAUUAAAGCCGGUUUUAAAACAGUCAAAAGGGGAAAUAAAACACAAAAAUUUGAAAUUA
Messenger RNA from Colias croceus (clouded yellow), 1095 nucleotides. RefSeq lists its product as uncharacterized. The coding region runs from base 127 to 498 and encodes 123 amino acids. NCBI's taxonomy places the organism in Eukaryota, Metazoa, Arthropoda, Insecta, Lepidoptera, Pieridae. The transcript has 4 exons. The record is from RefSeq and is a predicted model, not a curated record.